This is a messenger RNA of Trichobilharzia szidati, 7335 nucleotides long. The record is from the annotation of a GenBank genome assembly. Lineage: Eukaryota; Metazoa; Platyhelminthes; Trematoda; Strigeidida; Schistosomatidae.
GGCGGUUUAUAGGAGUGUUUGCGUUGCAGCUGUCUGUAGUGAUGCGUUCAUUCGUUUGUCGAUAGACAGCAUGGUUGGGAGGUUCUUUAAUGAUCUGAUAUCCAUAAUUGUGGAUAUCAACAAAGAUAAUAGCUUUUAUGACCAUCAAUAUGAGGCUAUUAAGAUUGUCAAGGCAGAAACAGAUGAACUUCACGAUAGUUUACGUAAAUUGAGCUGGUUUUACCAUCACUUGAGGACAAAAAUUCUUUUUCAUAAAGUAUCUUCCGCUCACACAGUGAAUCAUCGUGGAGUUCGGUAUUUCUCACUGGGAUACUUUAAAUUCAAGAUGCCCACUAGUUCAAUGCAACGUAAUUAUAUUGAGUUCUUUAGAUUAUUGGAGAAAAACCCUCUGCUUAUUGCUGAAUUGUUGCAUUAUUACAAAUUAAACAUUCAGAUCUUAGAACAUAUCGCGCGUUCUGUUUGCUUGGUUACUUGCACUUAUCCCCUGAACUCAUGCAACCAAUUGGUUCAACUCGCAAUUGCUCACUAUCUGCAGCAGUGCCUAAAUGUUGUGAAAUGUGCAGUUUACUCCAAGUCAGAGAUUUUAAACUUAGUACAUUUAUUCAUAUUUUGUUCCACUGGGGUUCGGUCGUUUUUAAAUUCACUACUGCAAAACAUAAUCUUCAGGCUUACCAACAAUGAUCCGUGCUUACCGUUUAAUAUUCUCGAAUCCUCUCGAGAGAAAAUGAAAACUAACACUGAUUCCUCAGUUCCAAGUUUUUUUGCCAUUCUUGUCAAUAUCAUUAUUGAUAGUUUGACAGAUAACAUGCUACUGUUUCCUCAAUCAGUUCUUGUUCUACUGGGCAAUAUACGUCAUAUUUGGUCUAAUGCCAAACUACCACAAGAAAAUAUUUUGUGUGCCUGUGUACAAUUUGUCUUCAAGGAUUUCAUUGGGUCUGCUUUUGGUGAGCCUGAACUAUUCAAUAUCACCCUUGAUGUUAUUCCAUUUCGCAGGAUAUUCCGGGUUCUAAAAGAAACAGUUGAAAUUUUUCCUUCAUUACUUCUCGAGGGUGAUAACUCUGUGUUAUCCAAUAUUGUAACUAGUCAAAAAAGCUCAACAAGUAAAUGCGAUGAUUGUGCACAGAUUAAAGUUGAACAGAUAAAAACAUUCACCAAGUUCAUAUUUGGUGCUGCUGAUUCCAUGUCUUUUUCGGGUAGUUUGCUAGGAGAGCAAUCUGAGAAUGUGUCACUCAAUAAGAAUAUUUCUCAGUUUGAUGAGUUAAAUGACGACAUUUCAACGAGUUCAUUUAACGAUGGUGUCAUUUCCGUAACUUCUAAUGAUUUGAAUAUUUUGAUUGGUUGUAUUCGUAUUCUUUUGAAAACAAAACCGAAUUCUGAUCCACUUCUUAAAUUGGUCGAUCGUUUACCCUCUCAAGUACCUGGUGCUACGAUUGGAGUGAAACAGUCUUUUGAUAAUACUUUGAAGGCAUCAGAUUCAGAUGUGAAUACAAUAUCUGCUGUGUUGGUUGAUAUAUCAGAAAAUAAUGUAGCUAAAACAAUAGCUCGUGAAAUUAGUCGAUCAAAUAACAAGGCACCAUCAUCAUUAUCACCACAAAGACAACGUAGUCAUUCAUUGAAUCGUCUAUUCAGCAUGAAGCAUAAAUCUGUUAGUCAUGCUGAAGAAAUACAUACACUGAAUAAUAAUGUCGCUGUUACUGUUGCUCCUGUUGCUGCUGCUACUGUUACUACUACUCCUACUACUAGUGGACAAAGUUCUAUCCAUCGAAGAAAAGAUAUGCGGUCUAAUAACAGCGAGAAUUCAGAAAUUGUUUAUUUAUUCGAUUUAAAUUCUACAUAUCAUGAUAAUAGUAGUCAUAAUGACCAUGAUAGUUUACUUCGUGACGCUGCAAUGAAUAGAAAAUGGAGAUUUGUGGUUAACGCGAAUAAAAAUGAUCAUGAUCAUGAAAAAUUGAAUAAUUCUGUUGUCGAAGCGACUUGUUCAUAUAAUGGUGAUAGUGUUCCAAUAAAUCACAAUUAUUCAAAUGUAAUUAUAAAAAGUCAACUGAAUGGCAUUAGUCCUGGUGAUUGUAGUUUCGAGGGUGCUUGUGCUGGCGGUAGUGGUAGUGUGAUCAGUGGCACAGAUGAAUCGAUGAGUAGAUCAAGCUGUGAACAUCAUCAUCAUUCCAUCGAUGAAAGUCAUACAACAGCAAAGGUCACUGCUAGCAGUGAACAACAUAGUGUUUUUGAAUCUCCGUGUCCUGCAUUGGUAAACACCACCGGUGGCUUAAACAAUGACAGUCAUUCAAAGAAUGACUUUUCACAAGAUCAUUUUCUAACUAGUCAAAGGUCUAGUGACGAAACUACUUCUCAAAACUCUGAUCCCAGUGGAUGUACCAGUUUAGCUAGUAGUGCUAAUGCUUUUGGGCGACAACAUCUUGAAACAGCAACAUCUGUCAGUGAAUCAUUACACAAUAAAAAUCUAGAUGGCAUACAAUUGAAUCAAGGCUUUUCUCACUUUACUUCAGCUUCUGGUCCUUCAAUCAAUUCCUCUUCACAUAUUUCUUCAUCUUCACCGCCAACUUCUCCAAAACAAGAUUUCUGUGAUUCACUGAGUGGAAAUAUCAAUGAUCGUACUACACAAUAUGUGGCAAGUAGCUCAAUGUCUCGAGGGAUUGAAAAGCGUACUAGAUUUUCCAUUUCAGUCCUGCCUAGUAACUCAGAAGUACGAGAAUUUGGAAAUGCUACAUUUACACCCAAUCGUUCGUUCCUAAUGCAAUCUAAAGUGCCGCAAACAAGAUAUAGUAAUAGUGAACCCACUGCUUCAUCAUCAGUUGUCAGAUGUAGUUCAGUUGAUUUAAGUCAAUCUGAUUUAAUCAACCGUUUAGAUCGUUCAUCAAAUGAAACAACAAGUAAAUGUGAUCCUGUUGAAAAAUCUCAUUUAGGCUUUGUUUCUGAGAUACCUGUAUCGAGUACUCUUAAGCAUAAUAAUAAAAAGACAGCAGUUCAACUUCGUUGUUCGUCUCUUACAUCUUUAUGUGGAACCACUAGCAAUACUUCAUUGCCAAUACAUCGUCUACAUCGACACUCGAGGAAGCUUGGUGCAAGCACUUCGAAUCAGGAUAUUGAAGGUCCAGGUACUUCUAGCUUCUCUGUGGAUAGUGCAUCAAAUGAUAGCGAUAGUGAUAGUGGAUUGAUAGGAGCUGCAACGUCACAGCAUAGUACUGCUUCAUCUUCAUGUCAUUUUAACGCAUCCUUUUUACAUUCAUUUCAAAGUUCAUCACAUGAUACAGCUGAUGUUAGAGAAGUUGAUGAACAAUCCAGUUUGUUAACAUGUUCAUCAUGUGGUGUACAUCUAGGUGAAGAUGUUAUCCCUGAUCCAAUUCCAGAAAAUUCAGAAUCACAAGAUGGUACUCAUGAUAUUGGUAGUGAUCAAAUCGGUACACAAGUUGAUGAACAAUCUAGUUAUCCAAGAGAUGAAGAAGAUGCACUGUCUGAUUUACCACUAUCAUCAGCAAAUAUAUCUGGUCGUGUAACACCUUUAUCAUUAACAAGUACAACAUCUCGUGGUGGUCAAUUAACUCAUUCCAGUUUUCAUGGAACUGAAAACAAUUAUCGUACUUCAGGAAUGUACUCUCAGUCUGGUUUAAUCUUACCUACUGGAACAACUUUACCAGCAAAUGUAGCUCAUCUAGCAAGAUGUGGUGUUGGUGGUGUUGGUGGUGGUGGUGGGGGUAGUGGUCCAGUCGAUUUUCCUUCAACACUUUUUCAACGACAUUGUACACCAGAUGUUACAGAAAAAUUUAAUAAAUUCGAUUUACCUCCGCCUCGAUUAACAGAAAAUGAAACUCGAUCUACUGUCAGUGAUACAUGGUCUACAGAUGUACUUCCAUCGGAUACAGAAUAUGCUGAUCUUGGCCAAGAAUUUUCUGGUUCUCAGGCUAAUUUAACUCCAGAAAUAAUGAGUAGACGUCUGUCUAAUCGCACUUCACCACGUGUCUCACAUCGACAUACACAUCGUCAUCAUCAUAGGAGAACAGCACCUGUAUCAGAGUCAUUAACUCCUGAAACUACAGACAGUAGUAGUUUAAGGCCGCUACCUGAUGUUUCUUCAGAAUCAAAUGGUGGAGAAAUGCAACAACAUUUACCGUCUGAAUCACCCUUGGAGGGGAUGACAGUUAAUGAAGAAGGUGAAAGUGGGACGGACAAUGCUGAAGUGAACAAUUCUGGUCAUCUUGAAGGAGAUGCUGUAAAUUCUAAAAGAAAUCAUCAAUGUCAGGAUAAUUUUGAAUCAUUACAACCUACGGAUUCAAAUUCAACGGAGAAAAAGACUUCCUUCUCUCAACCGUCUCCUAAUCCGGUAGAUUUCUCAGCGGCUACAGAUUAUCAUCCUACACCGUCUACAUCACAUGCAAAAAUUCCACCAGUACAAACUGAUAAAGAUAAAUUUCGAACACUUCAGCCUACAGAUGGUCGACGCAGUGUGAAUGCUAAUCGUUUCCAUGGAAGUGCUCAUAAUUUAAAAGAAAGUUUUUCACGUCUCAUGGAAAGAUUAGAUAUUAUGACUAAACGUCAACGGAUAUCAACAAAUCCAAGUUUCGAAAAACAAAAUGGAAUUUCAGGAGCAUGUCACUACAAUGAUUGUCAGUCUAAUCUUUAUACACUACUUCCAGAUUUAAUGGAAUCAGUUACUAUGGCCUCAGGAAUAUAUGGACAGAAUCAGUCGUCUGUAAUUAUGUCCUCUCCUGCUUUGUUAAGAAAUUGUAAAACAGUGUCGAAUACAACCAAUAAACAAGGUACUACUGGGGCAAAUAAUUCAUCUCAGCCAUCAGACGACAACAUUAUUAAGAAAGAAGAAACUGUCGAUGAAAUGAUGGAACGGUAUCGUCGACAAACAUUCAAUAUCAAUACAACAUCAAAUUCAAUAUCUAAUCCUACUUACAAUGAAUACUAUAAUUCUAUUCCAAGUACAUCGAAAUCCCGUUUGCCUAAGAAGAAUAAGCAUAAAAUUGAAGAUACUGAAGAUAUAAGGAAUAAAAAUAUCCCCUCUAAGGCUUUGCUAUCAUCUGCACCAUCGUCUUCACCCUCUUCGAACUCGUCGGCUUCUUCUUCAUCGUCAUCGUCAUCAUCUUGUGCAUCUUUCUCCUCUUCUACCGGUGUACAUACCCAUAGAUCAAUUCCUCAGUUAUUCAAUUUAGCUCUACAUGGAUUACAAGAAAUCUUUUCUAAUUCAGCUUUAAGUAUUAUUGCUUUGAAUACUAUUCGGAAAAUAAAGUUCACAUGGAAUUUAAUCCGUGAACAACCAUUAUCUCAAGAAGUUAAUAUGACGGGUAUAUUUCAUGAAAAUCAAAUUUUAAUUUCUUUACUUAAUUCUAUACUGGCUGGAUUGUAUGUUACUCAGCAAAAUUCAACAGUAGUUGAUGUCCUCAUAGAAACAAGAAAUAUUAUACUGGAAUUAAGCAAUCGAUUAGACAUUCAUAAGAAUUCUGAUCAUAACUCAUUACAUUCGAAUGUUGUAAAAAGUAAUGCAGUCUCGGCGGGAGUAGUAGUUAAUGGUUAUUCAUCGGAGAAUGAAUUCAACAAUCGUGAAGAUCGAAAUGAUUGGCAAUUCACAACAGCUAAUGAUCAAACAACAUCUUGUUCUCUUAUUCAAUGCUUAAUAUCUAGUCUUCGUCAAUAUCUUAGACAACGUCAAGUAUAUAGAGCUCAUUUGAUUAAAAGUCGUGAGCGAUUGAAUCAACUUAAAUCGAAUUUAGAGCUCUCAGUAAAUUGGUUGCAACAAGGUAUACGUCUUCAAGAAGAAUAUAUUCUCUGCCGGAAUUUAUCUGAACUAAUCAAUCAACACAAAGACUUAUUCACAGAAUUUCAUCAAGAAUUUACAAGUGAAACAUCCUAUUGUGAUCCAAAAGCCCGUGUUGAAAUGGUACGUAAACUUGUUAUACAAUUAUUGGAUAAAAUGAAAAUGAAAUGGCGUGAAUCAUCUUUCAAUAAUAAUAUUAUUACUAAUAGUAAUGGUAUUAUUUCAUCGGCAACAUCAUUACUAAAUCAAUAUGAUGGAUUUAUGCUGUCAAAUAAUAUUUGGUGCAGUAAUCCAAGGAAUCAUGAUAAUAAUAAUCAUAAUAAUAGUCAUAGUGUUGAGAAUAUAUUUAUACACUUGGAAAGACUUGUCAUGGAUGAGAUAUACUCUUAUGUAAUAUGGAUGAACGAUUCUACUGUUGAAGAAGAACGUGAUGAUCUCUUUCAUCGGGAAUUAGCCUUUUUACAGAAUACGAUUACACUAACAGAACUCCGCAUACCUGAACAUUAUCAUGUUGUUCUACCGCUUCAAUCUGUGCAAAAUGAACUCCGACUACUUGACUGUUAUCAUACACCAUUCGAUAAAUUUCGUUGCCUUAAACGUGUUAUGAAUCAUAUUCUAGCUGCCUUACAAUUGGCCCAUCCAACAUCAAUACCAUGCGCAGAUGAUCUUCUGCCUGUUCUUAUUUAUUUAAUAAUACAAGCAAAUCCUCCUCGUUUGCUUAGUAAUAUAGAAUUUGUAAACAACUUCGGUGGGGAUAGUUUGGAAAACGGUGAAAUACAAUAUAUUUGGUGUCAAUUUUGUUCAGCAGUGGCUGAGAUACGACAUCUAAUGUCUAUCAGACCUAUGAACAAUAAUAAUAACAAGUCGAGUUAGUCUCCGUUCUUCUUCUCCGUUCAUAUCAUCCAUCACAUGAUCAAACAGACUUUCAUAUGUGUAAUACUUUUACUACUAGUUUUGUUCUCUCAUAGCUUUUGGUAAUUCCAUUGUAAAAAAAAACGAAAACAAUAAUAAUAUAUUUUUGCUGCAUUAUUUCAGGAAAUAUGAUGACGAGAAAUAUAAAAAGAGAGUAGUUGUACAGGUUUUCUUUGUUUUUUUUGCUUUGAUAAAUUAGAAGUAUAGUUGUUGUACUUGAUUGAAUGCUCAGUCAUUUUAUUUCAACUCAGUAUCUUUCUCUUUUAUUAUUAUUAUUGUUAUUUUGAUCAUUACACUGCAUCAUCUCUUCUUUGUUUUUUCUCGUCUGACCUGACGUGUGCUGUGAUUAAUCCUCCUUAGGUAAAACAAAAAAAGUAAACAUUUUUUUCCACUGUGAACCCUUUACAAUGACUAUUUGUUAAAUGAAAAUAGACAAAUUGUUGUACACCAAAAUUAACUAUAGUAAGGCUAAUUUGUCAAGCAUUUUAUUACAGGCGUAUAACUCUUUUGAUUGCAUACAUUAAUUAUUUCGACAUAUUUCUUUAUUAUUUUUUUAAUUUCUUUGCGUUUCGAGUGGCGCAUAGGACUUGAAGCUUGAGAUUUUUGAGGUUUCACAAUAGCGAUGGUGUUGUUGUUUUUACGGGGGG